Molecule: messenger RNA, 889 nt
Organism: Ziziphus jujuba (common jujube)
Lineage: Eukaryota; Viridiplantae; Streptophyta; Magnoliopsida; Rosales; Rhamnaceae
Product: small ribosomal subunit protein uS19x
Exons: 4
Coding region: 161-622 (153 amino acids)
Biological process (GO): translation; ribosomal small subunit assembly
Cellular component (GO): ribosome; cytosolic small ribosomal subunit
Molecular function (GO): structural constituent of ribosome; RNA binding
Source: RefSeq, a predicted model, not a curated record
ACCCAGUUAUAGCCACCCAAAUAACCAGCAAUCCGUACGUACUGCAUACCAUAUAUAUACACCAAACACCUCGUAAACCCUAAUUUCUCAACCUCCUCUGCGCUUCCUAUUGUUCGCCGAUUCUUUCGAGUACUGAGGCUGUUAUCCAUUGUCACUGAAAAUGGCGGAUGUGGAGACGGACGUCGCAGUUGCUGCAGGGCUGCCGAAGAAGAGGACGUUCAAGAAGUUCAGCUUCAGAGGCGUCGAUUUGGAUGCGCUUCUUGAUAUGUCUACGGAUGAGCUCGUCAAGCUCUUCACUGCUAGAGCUCGUAGAAGGUUUCAAAGAGGUUUGAAGAGAAAGCCGAUGGCUUUGAUUAAGAAGCUGCGCAAAGCUAAAAGGGAGGCACCACCUGGUGAGAAGCCGGAGCCAGUGAGGACUCACCUUAGAAACAUGAUAAUUGUACCUGAAAUGAUUGGGAGCAUUAUUGGGGUUUACAAUGGGAAAACCUUCAAUCAGGUUGAGAUCAAGCCAGAAAUGAUUGGUCAUUAUCUUGCUGAGUUUUCCAUAUCAUACAAGCCUGUGAAGCACGGUCGGCCUGGUAUUGGUGCUACCCACUCUUCCAGAUUCAUUCCCCUCAAAUGAAGAUUUUAUUUGGCUUUUGGUACUUGGUAUUUUCUUCGAUAUGAUGUUAGUUUUCUCAUGGGCAAUUUGUUGUUUGUGAACGAGUUAAAUGGUUUGUAGAAUUUCAACGAGUUGAGUACAUUUUUCACUGUUGCUUUUGGACAAGUUAAUUAGAUUUUGCGGUUGGUUUAAUGUUUCAUGUUUAAAAAAGAAUCCCUUCCUAUAAUGAUUUGCCCUCUUGGUAUUACAGACCACUGCGGGAAGUAAAAUGGAGAAUUUAAUUUAUUA